GCAGGGCGCAGAGCGCAGAGCGCGCGCAGACACCGCCCCGGACACAGGUGAGAGGAAGCAGGUCCAGGUGCAGCAGUCAGGAUCAGCUGAGGAGAGUCAUGGCUCUCUGGAGCGAACUGAGACUGUGAGCUCUCCCAGUCCGAGCAACUGGACUAACUGGACGGUCACAUCUUCAUCAUCUUCCUCCUCCUCCUCCUCCUCGCUCAGCUGCAGGUGCUCCACGAUGUUUCACCACAGCAACAACAAGAAGUGUUUCACCAUCGAGUCUCUGGUGGGGAAGGAGGCGAGCAGCGGCGGCGGCUCCGGUGAGGAGCCCAUCCGGCCCACGGCGCUCCGCUUCCCGGAGUCCCUGCACCCCUCCGCCGCUGCCGCCGCCGCCGCCGCCGCCGCCGGGGUGUUCGGCUCGUGCUUCCAGGGGAGCAGCGGGAGGACUUUGUACUCUGCCGGGCCGGACAUGGUGCUCCAGGAGCCCGGGACGCACGCGCACAGCCCCGGCGGGCUGCCGCUGCACCCGCUGCAGAUCCCCCCGCAGAGCUUCUUCAGCCCGCAGCACCGGGACGCGCUCAGCUUCUACCCGUGGGUGCUGCGGAGCCGCUACCUGGGACACCGCUUCCAAGGGGACGACAGCAGUCCAGAGAACCUGCUGCUUCAUGGUCCGUUCUCCAGAAAACCCAAAAGGAUCCGGACAGCGUUCUCGCCCUCUCAGCUGUUGCGCUUAGAACGAGCAUUUGAAAAAAAUCACUAUGUCGUCGGAGCCGAGAGGAAGCAGCUGGCCAGUGGGUUGUGUCUGACUGAGACACAGGUGAAGGUUUGGUUUCAGAACCGCAGGACAAAGCACAAGCGGCAGAAGUUGGAGGAGGAGUCUCCUGAAGCUCAGCAGAAGAGGAAGGGCAGUCAGCACGUCAACCGCUGGAGAGCGGCCACACAGCAGCCUGGAGGAGGAGGAGGAGGAGGAGGAGGAGCAGUGGAGGACGUGGACGUCCUCAGUGAGGACUAGACUGCAGCAAACACAAACACACACACACACACACACACACACACACACACACACACACUGUUACAGUCACUCUGAUUCGUGUCAGACGUCUAAAUUUACCUUUAAAGGUGCGUUCAGGUGCUUUUUACAUGUUUAAAUAUAGCAUAUCAACGGUUAGACUCACAGGAGGAUGAGCUAACGAUGCUAACAGGAGGAUGAGCUAACGAUGCUAACAGGAGGAUGAGCUAACGAUGCUAACACAAGUCUCUAAACUUCAGCUGUUGAUUCAGUUUUUCCUCCUUUAAACGAAAGUAAAGUCCAUUAUGAACAUGGAUUAUUAUAAGUUUAAUUUCUCUGUAAAAUCAACCAUGGUCAAACUGAGGCCUGAACCGCUGUAAAAAAAUUAAGUUUUUUAAUAUUAUGAUAUAAUAUUAUUUAUAUAUGUGUGUAAUAUUAAUAUUGUUAAUAUUACACACAGUGAGAACUUCACUCUACCAACAAACACUUAGCUGUAAAAUAAACAGCUCUAAAUCAUAAAGUAAGUCUAAAGAAAUAAUAAAAACGUGUCACUUUAAAAUCUCCUGAAUCGUUCAAUAGAAAACACCAGAACAUAAAUGUGCACGAACCUGGGUAAAAGGCACUGAACGCACCACGAGGCCAACUUCAGCUCUGUGUGCCACUGAUGUGAAGCACUGAUGAUGAGGAUGAGAAUAUUCUGUGAGAGGGGAGAGAGAUAUGAGCUGUAAUGACUCUGUAAGAUUUAAAAUUCAUUAACAGUAAACGUGUAACUGAUGGUGUGAGUGAGCAGAAAGUCCCUGAACGCCUCCCGCAGCUGAGAGCAGAACAAACUCAGAACUGUUGUCCUCUCAACAAACUUUAUUUGUCUGAAAACAAGUCUGUGAAGAAUCCAGUCUCUGCAGGACGGUCACAAUAAUUAACACAAAUUCAGUGAAUUAUUUCAUCCAACCAAAACUUUACUGCAGAUUAGAUCAUUUAAAACAGGAGCUGCACGCAUCGUAUAGAUUAGCUCAGCUUCUCCUCUGUACCUGGGACAGAGUAACACACACAGUGACAGGGCUAACUGUUAGCAUCUCACGGCUAAUGUCACCCAACGGUUAAUAACAGCCGCUGCUGCUGUGUUAGCUCGUGCUAACAGAGCAGGAGGAGAGCGGCUCAUGGAGACGGUCCUUCAGCGCUGUGUUGAAUGGCAGCAACAGCUGAUUGUUGGCGUUCAGCUGUCAUCACAAAUAGAUUGUAAGGGUACGGUCGCAUGUGAGCAGCUGCAGGGGCGUGACCAUCGUCUGCUGAAGCCAAGUACGCCGCAUGCGGAAAGCUAACUCGCUAAUAAAUACUGCGAAAUCUGAUGUUAAUUUUCCCCAAUGUUACGUUUCACGCUCGUCUCCUGACUCACUGCAGCCAGGCUGCUUCUCUCAUGUCGGGCACUUUGUACCUUUCAUGGACAAUAUCACACAACAUCGGCAGGUUAGACAGGAAAACACUUGGUGCUUCUCAGAGUCGAGGAAGGAUCUUUAAACGUCUGAAUUUCAUGACGGUGACGUCACUGAAUCCCACUGAAGGACUGUUGUAAUGUCAAGGAUCCUUUGAAUUCUUCCAAGGACCGAGUCCUUCCUCCAGACAGAUUAAAGGCGGGGCCCAGGGUUGCAGCAAUAUUACGGUUUUAAAGUAUACUGUGAUUUAAAAGUUAUCAUUAAUAUUUGAGUUAUUUUCUCAGGGGAGACUUUUUACAC
Molecule: messenger RNA, 2724 nt
Organism: Epinephelus lanceolatus (giant grouper)
Lineage: Eukaryota; Metazoa; Chordata; Actinopteri; Perciformes; Serranidae
Gene: emx3
Product: empty spiracles homeobox 3
Biological process (GO): brain development; neuron differentiation; regulation of transcription by RNA polymerase II
Cellular component (GO): nucleus
Molecular function (GO): RNA polymerase II cis-regulatory region sequence-specific DNA binding; DNA-binding transcription factor activity, RNA polymerase II-specific
Source: RefSeq, a predicted model, not a curated record